CAGCGGCUUGCUCUACCGGACUGUCAUCAUCAGCCUUCGUUCGUACAAAAGGGAAGUUAAAAUAAGUGGGAGAGGAAGACCGCAGAGCCUAAUGAGACCUAACGUUUUUCUACCUGACUGAAUACUUUGUGAAUAGACUCCGAAGGGUUACAGGUUUUGUCCCGGAAACACCAAACUCAUUAUCUUCUGUUGCUGGGUAUCUCACAGUUUUCGCCACUGCGACUGUCGGCAUUCUGAGGAGGAGAGACCACACGGUGACAUGGCUAGUAGAGGUGGAGCCACGCGCCCCAACGGGCCUAAUGCGGGCAACAAGAUUUGCCAAUUCAAGCUUGUGCUUUUAGGAGAGUCAGCAGUGGGAAAAUCAAGCCUCGUACUCCGUUUUGUCAAGGGCCAGUUUCAUGAAUUCCAGGAGAGCACAAUCGGAGCGGCCUUCCUGACUCAGACGGUAUGUUUGGACGACACAACAGUCAAGUUUGAGAUCUGGGAUACAGCCGGUCAGGAGCGCUACCACAGUCUGGCUCCCAUGUACUACAGAGGGGCCCAGGCAGCCAUCGUGGUCUACGAUAUCACAAACGAGGAAUCAUUUGUGCGGGCAAAGAAUUGGGUUAAAGAGCUUCAGAGACAAGCCAGCCCAAACAUCGUAAUAGCGCUGGCUGGGAACAAGGCCGACCUCGCAAACAAGAGAGCUCUGGACUUUCAGGAUGCACAGUCAUAUGCCGACGACAACAGUUUGCUCUUUAUGGAAACUUCAGCAAAGACCUCUAUGAACGUGAACGAGAUUUUCAUGGCCAUUGCAAAGAAGCUUCCUAAGAACGAGCCUCAAGCCGUCGGCAGCAACAGCGGACGGAACCGGGGAGUGGACCUGACGGAGACGGCUCCGUCCAGCAGCCGUCCCUGCUGCAGUAACUAACUUCCUCAUCCUCCUCACUCACAUCUGUCCUCCCCUUCUCAACCGAACAACAUCUGGACAUCGGCUCUUGGGUUUCCGGACGUCACCUUCACUUCCCCGGAAUAGCGAAAAGACUCUGUAUAGCUGCAUUUCUAAUGACUUUUUUUUUGUUUGUUUGUUAUUGGUUUAUUUUUUUUUUUACUUUUUUUUUUAAGAAGUGUAUAUCGGUAUAAUGGAUGCAUGUAUCACUACAACUCUUUGAAAACAACAACACAUCUUUAUCUUUUAUUCAGUUUAAGGACUAACCCCGUUUCAGAGAGACGAGAACCCGGCAAACGUGUGGAGGUCUGGUGUUAGUCGUAUUUGUCACUCGGCAGCAUUGACCCAAUAUUGCUUGAGUGGAAUUUCAUUUUUGCUCCGAAUUGUUCCCGUCUCCAGACGCUCUUCUGCUGAAUCGGUUUGUCGUAAGCCAGGAAACGAUUGCUGAGCAAACCGAGAACUCUUCCUGACACGUUCAUCCGAGUAAAAUAAUAAAAAAUAAAUAAACAUCUGGAGGCUCUGCGCUGUGGCCGUGUUACGGUUUUUACCGAAGCCUUGAAUACGAACAAAGAACAACAGUAAUAAUUAUUCUAAUGUGUCAGAGUUGUCUUUAAGACCUAAAGUUUCCGGUUAGACCAGUAGUCAACCAGCAGUUUGGAUGAUCUGGGCAACUCGGAAACACAAAAAAUGGACGACCACCCAUAACAACAGGAAGCAAAUGUUAAAAGACGCUACGUCAUUGUCUUCCUCCACUCCAGCUCGCAGGCUCACCAGGAACAUCUAGAGAUGUUGAACAAUUGUACAGUUCAGCAUGUGUUUUUUCCCACAUCCUUUCUUUGGAAGCAUAUUGCAUUCACUUAAAAAAAAUAAAAAGCUUUGUUUUUCUGACUAACGAGAUUAGCUAACCCACAACAAUGAAACCAGGCUAAUUGUUGGUAGCGACACAGUAAAGGAAAAAGGUUCCAUUAUGGGUAACGUAUCAUUCACACACCUUUAUCGGAUUAUUUUGGGCACAUGGGAAGAGUUGACACAAUUCCUUCAGAAAAGCAGCUAGUGAAUGCCCUAUGCCUCCGUACUUUUGCUCUCUGUCAUAACCGGGUCAAAUAUUAAGCAGUGGUGGUCUUAGAUGUAUGUAGUGUUAUUAACGGAACCCCUCUGGUGUCUUAUUUUUUUUAAGUUAAUUUCUGUUUUAUGUUUUUUCAGAGAAAAGGUCCACGGUCGUGUUUGAAAGGAACUUUUAUGGCGUUGCACAGUAUUGAGCGUGUUUUAAUUACUGCCCUCAGAUUUUAUAUGUGAUGGACUGUAUUGGGUCUGCUAACCUAAAUGGGUAGUUAGCAUCAUUAACCCAGUCUCUCUCUCUCUCUCUCUCUCUCUCUCUCUCUCUCUCUCUCUCUCUCUCUCUCUCUCUCUCUCUCUCUCUCUCUCUCUCUCUCUCUCUCUCUCUCUCUCUCUCUCUCUCUCUCUCUCUCUCUCUCUCUCUCUCUCUCUCUCUCUCUCUCUCUCUCUCUCUCUCUCUCUCUCUCUCUCUCUCUCUCUCUCUCUCUCUCUCUCUCUCUCUCUCUCUCUCUCUCUCUCUCUCAGCUCAAUGAAUUCUAAUGGUGUAAACAGCAUUACUAGUGAUGGGCUGAUCAUUUUUGAGUGUCUGGAUCAAAUUAAUAAAUCCAAUAAACAGC
Molecule: messenger RNA, 2601 nt
Organism: Nothobranchius furzeri (turquoise killifish)
Lineage: Eukaryota; Metazoa; Chordata; Actinopteri; Cyprinodontiformes; Nothobranchiidae
Gene: rab5ab
Product: RAB5A, member RAS oncogene family, b
Cellular component (GO): Golgi apparatus; endosome
Molecular function (GO): GTPase activity; GTP binding
Source: RefSeq, a predicted model, not a curated record